Messenger RNA from Limulus polyphemus (Atlantic horseshoe crab), 1176 nucleotides. RefSeq names its product techylectin-5B-like. The record is from RefSeq and is a predicted model, not a curated record. The transcript has 5 exons. Lineage: Eukaryota; Metazoa; Arthropoda; Merostomata; Xiphosura; Limulidae. Bases 299 to 874 code for a protein of 191 amino acids.
GUCAACAUCAAUCAUGAUACAAAUUGCGUUAAAACAACUGGAAAAACCAUUCAUGAAGCUCUUUGGUACACUCCGCUAAUAAUAUUUGUGGGCUAUAUUGAGAAGCACCUCAGUGACAGGUACUGUAUGCCCCACGGAAAGUACAGAUAAAAAACUUCACUUUUUUGUGGAAGAAGAUGUAAACUGUAAGAACCUGCCACAUGACUGUGCCAGUUUUUAUUACAAGGGAAACCGAUUAAGUAGCGUAUACAAAAUUUGGCCUACGUUCCUUAAUCAUUCAAUCAGCGUAUUUUGUGAUAUGGAUACUUCUGGUGGAGGAUGGACUGUAAUCCAAAGGCGUGGAGAUUUUAAGGAUAAUGUCGAAGGAUUCUAUCAGCCCUGGGAUUUAUAUAAAAAAGGAUUUGGUAAUUUGUCUGCUGAAUUUUGGUUAGGAAAUGAUGCUAUUUUCGCUCUAACAAAUCAGAACAAAUUACUUUUACGUAUUGACCUAGAAGAUUUUGAAGGAAACAAGCGUUUUGCUGAAUAUCUGGGAUUUGUUGUCAGGAGUGAAAUGGAUAAGUACAACAUGACCUUCGAUUCAUACAGAGGAGAUGCAGGAGAUGGUAUGGCUACAAGUAACGGGAUGCCAUUUACAACCAAGGACAGAGAUAACGACAAAUGGAUAAAAAACUGUGCAGAGACUUACAAAGGAGCAUGGUGGUACAGUGCUUGCCAUGAUGCUAAUCUCAACGGUCUAUAUCUUCGAGGAAAAUACAAAGAACACGCCGUGGGCGUUAAUUGGAAGUUCUGGAAAGGAUAUGAAUAUUCCCUCAAAGUGACCGAGAUGAAGUUGAGACCGGUUGGCUUUGUGCCAAGUUCGGAAGCCCCUAAGUAAAUGUACACAAAAUAUGAUAAUAUGCAUACGCUUCAAGCUUUGCAAGAUAAAUGAAAUUAUCUAUCAGCUAAUAAGACAUGAUUAAUUUUUUCUAAUUUUCUAAAGAUAAACUAAAUGAGUCAUACAGAAGAAAAUUAUGUCUAUAAAGCAAUCAACAUACUAUUAAUGAUUAUAGAAUUUAGUUCUCAAAAUAAGAUUACGAAGAACUCAAGUAUGGAAAAAAUUAUGCUUAGCCGUUGGAUAUAAUGUGUGAACCUUUUUAGGGUAAUUCUGAAUUGAUAGAAAUAUAAAUGUGUAUUAUA